AUGAACGUCCUUCAACAAGUUCUUCCAAUGGAGGAAUUUGCUCAUCCUGCCAGCAUCGUCUCUAUUUCGCUCCUUGUAGUUUUGUUUCUUUACUGGUAUGGAACGCGUGGCUUUGCAAACCUCAAGAAGCUAAAUGUUCCUGGUCCCAAACCUCUUCCGUUUAUCGGCAACUUUCUCGAAGCGAGAAAAUACGAGGGGAUACAACUCAUGCAUCUUGACUACGUGAAAAAGUACGGCAAAGUGUUCGCGAUCUGUUUGGGCGAAAAACCGUCACUGGUCGUUGCAGAUCCGGGGUUACUCAAACAGAUUAUGAUCAAGGAUUUUCCAAACUUCCGCAAUCACUUUGAAUUCAUGAAGCCAGCUCCUGCGGUCAGCAGAAACGUUUUCAAUGCAAGAGAUGACACAUGGAAGAGAAUCCGUAACACCCUGACCCCUACAUUUAGUGCUGGGAAGAUGAAAUUGAUGGUGCCGUUGAUCGAGACGUCGUGCGAUACGCUCAUGGAAAAACUUGAGAAAAUUGCUGAUUCAGGUGAGAGACGGAGUAUUGCAGAAAUUGUACAGAAAUUCUCCUCAAUCACGAGCUGGUUAACCGAGAUAAAAUCUAAAAUUAUUGUCAAAAACCGAGGAUCUUAGGAAACGACAAAUGGUAGGAGAUUUCGACAGUGUAAGAUAACAAAAUAGAGUCGUCAAAGCCCAACAGCCUGACGUUACGAAAGCUAGUCACGCAAUCCUUAUCACUACGAAACGUCAUUUUACUGUAGAAAGUACAUUUAAUUAUUGCAUCAAAAGUUUAAAAUGAUUGUCGGUCUACAACUGAUACGGCCCAGAAAACUUCAACAGAGUGAAAAAUUCGGCUUCAACACUCGAUACUCUCUAGCCUUAAGAUACGCGUGAAAAGCACUCUUACUCACUUUUCAUUUUUUUUUCGUGAAUUUUCUUAACAGGUGAGAUUGUAGACAUGCUUGACUGGUUUAGUAAGCUGACGCUCGAAGUCAUUUUGUCGACUGCCUUUGGCGUGGACGCAAAGAUUCAACUGGGUGAGAACACCGAAAUGCUGGAGAGAGCGAAAGCGAUCUUUAAAGUUCCAAACAUUAUUCGACAGAUGGCUCGCCUUCCAUUGGGCAAUUAUUUACUGAGGCUGCUAAUGCAGCUUAAAGGAACUUCUCCGAGUUAUUUCGAAGGCGUUGUCAGAGAGAUCAUCAAGUCCCGUGGCCAGCAGGGGCCCAGUGCACGAAAAGACCUGCUUCAACUCAUGAUGAAUGCUAAUGAUGAAACCACGGUCGAAGGGAUCAGCAGGCUUUCUGAUGAAGAGAUUGUAGCACAAUCUAUUGUCUUCCUCUUAGCUGGAUAUGAAACGUCGAGCAACACGUUGGCAUUUACCCUGUAUUUCCUGGCUGUAAACCCGGAUGUGCAAGACAAGCUGAGGAAAGAGAUUAGCGAGGCCCUCGAGUCCAACGCUAAGAAACCUUUGUACGAUGUCGCCCAGAAUAUCGAGUUCCUCGACUGCGUCAUCAAAGAGGCUCAACGAUUAUGUCCGCCAGCUGCCCAAAUCAACAGGGAAUGUUCUGAAGAUUAUGACCUCAAUGGCAUCCACAUUCCUGCUGGAACGGAGAUAAUCAUUCCAAUAUACGCCAUACAUCGUGAUCCAGAUGCCUGGGAGGAGCCGGAAAAGUUUGAUCCGGAGAGGUUCCGUGGACCAUCCAAAGAUGCUCGCCAUGCCUUCCAGUUCAUACCAUUCGGUGCAGGGCCAAGAAACUGCAUUGGAAUGAGGUUUGCUCUGUUGGAAAUCAAGGUUGCCCUGGUCAGGAUUCUGGUGAAAUACAAGUUUGUGCAGUCACCCGAGACACGAGUUCCUUUAGUCAUACAUGCUGGUGCUACUUUGUCAGCAAAAGAUGGUGUGUGUGUUAGGGUGGAGUCCGUAAUUUGA
This is a messenger RNA of Pocillopora meandrina, 1927 nucleotides long. The record is from the annotation of a GenBank genome assembly. NCBI's taxonomy places the organism in Eukaryota, Metazoa, Cnidaria, Anthozoa, Scleractinia, Pocilloporidae.